AUGUGUUCAUAUCUAUCUAUCUAUCUAUCUAUCUAUCUCACUUUGUUCAUAUCUAUCUAUCUAUCUCACUUUGUUCAUAUCUAUCUAUCUAUCUCACAUUGUUCAUAUCUAUCUAUCUAUCUAUCUAUCUAUCUAUCUAUUUAUCUAUCUAUUUCACUUUGUUCAUACCUAUCUAUCUAUCUCAUCUAUCUAUCUAUCUAUCUAUCUAUCUAUCUAUCUAUCUAUCUAUCUCACUUUGUUCAUAUCCAUCUAUCUCACUUCCAUAUAUCUAUCUAUCUCCCUUUGUUCAUAUCCAUCUAUCUCACUUCUACCUACCUAUCUAUCUAUCUAUCUAUCUAUCUAUCUAUCUAUCUAUCUAUCUAUCUUUGUUCAUAUCUUUUUUGUUCAUUAUCUAUCUAUCUAUCUAUCUAUCUAUCUAUCUAUCUAUCUAUGUCUCUUAAUAUUCAUAUAUCUGCCUAUAUUCUUUCUUUCUUUCUUUCUUUUCUUUCUUUCUUUCUUCCAUUCAUUCAUUUUGCCAGCCAAUCACUCUUUCUUUCUUUCUUUCUUUCUUUUUUCUUUCUUUCUUUUUUUCUUUCUUUCUUUCUUUCUUUUUGUCAGUCAAUCAGUCAUUCUCUUUUUCUCUCUUUUUCCUUUCUUUCUUUCAUUUUGUCAGUCAAUCAGCCAUUCUUUCUUUCUUUUUUUCUUUCUUUCAUUUUGUCAGUCAUUCUUUCUUUCUUUCUUUCUUUUUACUUUCUUUCUUUCUUUCUUCUGGCAUUUAUGCCUCUCUUCCAUUCUUCUUCCUCUUUAUCCGCUACUUUUUCUUGCUCUUCUUUCUCCUCCGCCUCCUCCUUCCUCCUGCUCCUAAUUAUUCUUUUUCUUUUCCUUCUUCUUCUUCCUCCUGUUCCUUUUUCUUCUUCCUCUUUCACCUACUACUACUACUACUAUUUCUUCUUCUUCUUCCUUCUGUUCAUUCUUCUUCUUCCUCCUUCGCCUACUACUACUACUACUACUACUAUUUCUCUUCUUCUUCUUCUGCUUCUUCUUCCUUCUCCUCCUCUACCUACUACUACUAAUAUUUCUUCCUCCUCCUCCUCCUCCACCACGUACUACUACUACUAUUUAUUUUUCUUCUUCUUCUUUUUCCUCCUCCACCUACUACUACUACUACUAUUUAUUUUUCUUCUUCUUCUUUUUCCUCCUCCACCUACUACUACUACUACAACAAUUUCUUCUUCUUCUUUUUCCUCCUCCACCUACUACUACUACUAUUUCUUUCUUCUUCUUCUUCUUCUUCUUCUUCUUCUUUUUCCUCCUCCACCUACUACUACUACUACUACUAUUUCUUUCUUCUUCUUCUUCUUCUUCUUGUUCCUUUUUUCUUCUUCCUCCCUACCUACUACUACUACUACAAUUUCUUCUUCUUCUUCCUUCUGUUCCUUCUUCUUCCUCCUUCUCCUCCACCACCUACUACUACUACUACUAUUUCUUUUUCUUCUUCUUCUUCUUCUUCUUCUUCUUCUAUUUCACUUCUUCCUGGAAUGUUCAUUUUCUGUUAUCUAUUUCUUAGUUUUGUUCGUACAAGUUCAAGUACUCAUACUGUUAUGA
Messenger RNA from Acanthosepion pharaonis, 1584 nucleotides. NCBI's taxonomy places the organism in Eukaryota, Metazoa, Mollusca, Cephalopoda, Sepiida, Sepiidae. The record is from the annotation of a GenBank genome assembly.